AUGCAAAAUUUCCAAGCAUAUCCAUUAUCUCCGAUUAGUAAUGGACGACUUCUUGUUGUUGACGAUAAACAAACAUUUCCUCGUUUCACUUCCAAUGAUUCCGGUAUUAGUUUUGGCGAUAACGAUGAGAUCGAAAGCAUCUCUUCCGAUGAAUAUGAUUUUGAAUUUGAUCACAACUCGUCGAUCACUAUAACAAAUGAUGCUCAUCUAGCAUCGGCUAUUCGUGACGAUGACAAGAAAUUCUUUUGUGACAACACUGCUUGGGCUUGGCAUGGCGAAUUCGGUCGAUUGAUCAUGGCUCCGGCUAUGACAUUCAACAUUGACUAUCGUCUUAUGCUAUACGAUGCCCGUUCGCUAUGUCCUCGUGCAUUAAAUGCACAUUAUUCUAUGAUCCGACUAGAUAAUGCCAAAGCGCAAUUUAAAUGCGAAACAUGUGAACAUUGUUGGACAUCCAUGAGAGCUCGUUGUUCAUUUCAUAUAUCCAAACCACAUGAAGGUGGAAUCAUACUUUUGAAACUUUUCACUCAACAAUGUCAACAGUGCUAUUCAACGGUGUACCCAUUAUGGUACUAUGAUGAAAUUUGUCGCGUAAUGAAAAAUUUAGCAUUUAUAGUUUUACGGCAUUUCCUUCCUCAGUCGAUCCAAUCGAUUGCGUGGGAUUUAACACAUGAUGGUAUAAAACCAGUAAGACGCUUAUUACAACGAAAAGGAACAAUGCAUGGUCAACAUAACUCACUCUUAUGCGAAGCAUGUCAUCUUGGUUUUUGUUAUUAA
Adineta ricciae is the source of this 774-nucleotide messenger RNA. Lineage: Eukaryota; Metazoa; Rotifera; Eurotatoria; Adinetida; Adinetidae. The record is from the annotation of a GenBank genome assembly.